AUGUCGCUGAAUCCCGAGCCCUCGGCGCCUGAAGAGCGGGCAGAGCACCACCUGCCGCCCAAGUCGUACGCCGACGCCGCCGAAGAAGCCCUCGAGCCACAAUCACAUGCCAACGGCACCGACGGCACCGACGGCACCAUGGAGGACAGCGGGUACAGGUCGAGAGGCAGCAAGACGGACGAGGUAAAGACCAAUGGCAUCACGACUCCCGCAGACGACGACAGGACGUCGCUCGAAGGCCUGGGCCAGGACGGCUCGCCCAGGAGUCCCACGGUCAAAGGCCAUCGUCGCGUCUCAUCGCGCAACUCGCAUGGCUCGCUGGGCCGCAUCCACGAGAAGCACGCAAACGGCCAUGGCGAGACGCUGACGAGUGUAAAGCCGCAGCAGGAGUUCCAAGUCGCCAAAGCAGACAGAAGAAGCGACCUCAAGCGCAGAAACUCGGAGCUCACGACGGGACGACAGGCCGGUGCGGGAUGGUCCAAGAGCAAAAUACGAUUUGCGCCCAUGAACGUUCCCCUCCAACGCCGCCUUCAGACCCUCGCCGUCCUCAUGCACACGCUCAGCAUCGUCGGCGGCCUUGCCAUCUUCUUCUUCCUUUGCAGCAUACCUCUGCUCUGGCCAAUCCUCCUGCCGUAUACCGUCUAUGUCCUCUUCUCCAAUGCUGGCACAUCGGGCGAGCUGUCCUUCCGCAGCGACCGCCUCCGCCGACUGCCUGUCUGGUCGCUCUUCGCGUCCUACUUCCCCGCCCGCCUACAUCGCUCGCAGGAGCUGGAGCCAACUAGGAAGUACAUAUUCGGCUACCACCCACACGGCAUUAUAUCCCAUGGCGCUUUCGCUGCCUUUGCGACUGAGGCCCUGGGCUUCUCCCAGCUCUUUCCCGGCAUUACCAACGCCCUGCUGACCCUCGACUCCAACUUCCGCUAUCCCAUUUACCGCGAGUACGCUCUGCGCCUCGGCAUGGCGUCCGUCUCCCGCGAGUCCUGCGAGAACAUCCUCUCCAAGGGUGGUCCUAACAACGAAGGUAUGGGUCGCGCAAUCACCAUCGUCGUAGGCGGCGCACGUGAAUCCCUCGAUGCGCGUCCUGGCUCCAUAAAACUUGUUCUCAACCGUCGCAAAGGCUUUGUCAAGAUGGCCAUCCGCACCGGCGCCGACCUCGUACCUGUCCUGGCAUUUGGUGAAAACGACGUUUAUGACCAACUCGACACCGACUCGCAUCCCUACAUACACAAGUUCCAGAUGCUCGUUAAGAAGUUGAUGGGCUUUACCGUGCCCAUCUUCCACGCGAGGGGUAUCUUCAACUAUGAUGUGGGCAUGAUGCCCUACCGACGGCCCAUCAACAUUGUUGUAGGACGUCCGGUUAGGGUCAUGCAGGAUAAGCAUCCAGACAACGAUUACAUCAACAAGAUACACCAACAAUACGUUGACGAGCUUAUGCGGAUAUGGAAUGAGCACAAGGACACUUUUGCCAAGCACAGAACGGGCGAACUUGAGAUUGUCGAGUAA
Molecule: messenger RNA, 1503 nt
Organism: Alternaria burnsii
Lineage: Eukaryota; Fungi; Ascomycota; Dothideomycetes; Pleosporales; Pleosporaceae
Product: diacylglycerol o-acyltransferase 2a
Exons: 2
Coding region: 1-1503 (500 amino acids)
Biological process (GO): triglyceride biosynthetic process
Cellular component (GO): endoplasmic reticulum membrane
Molecular function (GO): diacylglycerol O-acyltransferase activity
Source: RefSeq, a predicted model, not a curated record